CUGUACAAGGAGGCCAUGAUGGAGGAGCACCAGCCUCUUAUAUCACAAGAGAAUCCCAAUAAACAUUUUAAGGGAAACUUCAUGUUAUCACAAAAUUCUAACACAGAAGAUGAAAAUAUGCAGCUCUGUUUAGAAGAAAACUUACAUUCAGGACUUCACAGUACAAAUCUCUCAUAUAAGUCCUCUAAAUGCGCAGAACCUUCUCUUGACCAAUCACAAAUUGUUACCACAACUACAGUUCAGAAAGUGGGUAAAAUGUUAAAUGGUGGGAAAAAGUUUAGAAAAAAAUCAUGUCUUCCUACACAAGGAAGAAUUUACACAGGUGAGAAGCCAUAUUCAUGUUCAGAAUGUGGGAAAUGUUUUGCAAAUAAAUCAAGACUUGAUGCACAUGUACGAAUUCACACAGGAGAGAAGCCAUAUUCAUGCUCAGAAUGUGGGAAAAGUUUUACACAGAAACCAUAUCUUGUUUCACAUGAGAUAAUUCACACAGGAGAGAAAAGAUAUUCAUGUUCAGAAUGUGGGAAAUAUUUUACCAGAAAAUCAAGCCUUUUUAUACAUAAGAAAGUUCACACAAAGGGCUUGUAUACAUGUUUAGAAUGUGGGAAAUGUUUUACACAGAGAUCAAGUCUUGCUACACAUGAGAGAAUUCACACAGGAGAGAAACCAUAUUCAUGUUCAGAAUGUGGGAAAUGUUUUAUAAAUAAAGCACAUCUCGUUAUGCAUGAGAGAAUUCACACAGGAGAGAAGCCAUAUUCAUGUUCAGAAUGUGGGAAAUGUUUUAGACAAAGAUCCAAUCUUGAUACACAUAAGAGAAGUCACACAGGAGCGAAGCCAUAUUCGUGUUCAGAAUGUGGGAAAUGUUUUACAAAUAAAUCAAGAAUUGUUAAACAUGAGAAAAUUCACACAGGAGAGAAACCAUAUUCAUGUUCAGAAUGUGGAAAAUGUUUUGCAGCUAAAUCAAAUCUCAUUACACAUGUGAGAAUUCACACAGGAGAGAAGCCAUAUUCAUGUUCAGAAUGUGGUAAAUGUUUUACACAUAAAUCAAGUCUUGAUCAUCAUAUGAAAAUUCACACAGGAGAGGUGUAAUGUUUUUUAUUUCUCUGCUUUUAAAACAGAUAGUGAUACCUCAUAAAAUAUUUAUUGCUUAACAUUCCUCAUAUGUCUACUUUUAUGUUGCUAUUAUUUUGAAGAUGGCAUUUUAUAUUUUAGGAUGUAAGAAAGCGUAGAAUUUUAGAGGUAACUCUUAACAUUUUAAAGAAAAUUUCCAAAACCCACUUUAAGGUUCAGUUCUAAUGUUACUUUUUGGGGCUUACAUAGUGAAAACCACCCAUAAAUGACCCUAUUUUAGAAACUGCACCUUUCAUGUAAUUGAAAACUGAUUUUACAAAUUUUGUUAACCCUUUUGGUAUUCCACAAGAAUUAAAGGAAAAUGGAGAUGAAAAUUCAAUUUCAAUCCAUUAUUUCCUGUCACAUAGCAAGGGUUAACAGCCAAACAAAACUCAAUAUAUAUCACCCUGAUUCUACAGUUUACAGAAACAUGUGGUGGUAAGCUGCUGUAUGGGCACACGGCACGGCUCUGAAGGAAAGGAGCGCUGUAUGGUUUUUGUAAGGUAGAUUUUGCUAGAUUGGUUUUAAGGCCGAUGCACCCCUACUGUAGAAACUACCAAAAAGUGACUCCAUUUUGGAAGCUACAGGAUAAGGUGAGCAUUUUAUUGAUACUAUUUUAGGGUACAUAUGAUUUUUGAUCGCUCGAUUAGGGCUCCAGAUGGCGACCAAAAUGGUCGCCAAUGCGACUUAGAAUUUACAAAAGGCGACAAGACUUUUUAGUCUUGUCACCAUUUGCGACUAGACCCACCGUUGCAGCUCUGCAGUUUAAUACAGCGGCGGGGCACAGGAGAUGAUAGUUCUCUGCCCUCCGCCGAUGUUCUACUCAGCAGCGCAGUGGAUGAGGAGUCUCUCCCUCCCCCCCUGUGCUGCCGCCGC
Messenger RNA from Bufo gargarizans (Asiatic toad), 1983 nucleotides. Its product is annotated as gastrula zinc finger protein XlCGF17.1-like. The record is from RefSeq and is a predicted model, not a curated record. The transcript is spliced from 2 exons. Lineage: Eukaryota; Metazoa; Chordata; Amphibia; Anura; Bufonidae. Bases 16 to 1086 code for a protein of 356 amino acids.